Messenger RNA from Anastrepha ludens (Mexican fruit fly), 1317 nucleotides. RefSeq names its product pupal cuticle protein 36a-like. The record is from RefSeq and is a predicted model, not a curated record. The transcript is spliced from 2 exons. The coding region runs from base 259 to 1296 and encodes 345 amino acids. NCBI's taxonomy places the organism in Eukaryota, Metazoa, Arthropoda, Insecta, Diptera, Tephritidae.
UGGUAAUUUGUAUUUAAUGAGAAGAAUUAAAUUCUAGGUAUAUGAAUAUUUGCACAUAUGUAUAUACAGUUAUUUCCCCUCACAUAAAUAGGAAGCAUUUUAUUGAAGAAUAAUGUUUGCAGAACAGCGUUUAAAUUUUCUACAUAGUUCACUUAUUCAUUAGAUUUGACCGAAUUCAACUAUAAAUUGGCUCGCUUCCAUCCGAUUGUUAUACUCAAUCAGAAGUCUUCAAUUAAAAAGCAUAGUUUCCUUCUAAACAUGCGUGCAUUUAUGGUUAUGUGUUUUGUGGCUUUGGCCACCGCCGAUAAAUUAGGCUACAACUAUCAACCAGUGGGGCACUCGGAUAGUGGUCUUUCCUUCAGUCCUGGGAGUAGUAGCAACGGAGGUUUACCUGGUUCUUCAGGAGGUCUAGGCGGUAUUGGUGGUGGUCUUGGCGGCUUGGGUAGUGGACCAUCGAGUGGAUUUGGAGGUCUUGGAGGUGUCGUAGGUCCAAGCGGCGGUUCAUCUGGAAGUUUCGGCAACUUGGGCAAUGGUCUUGGCGGAUUAGGCGGUGGAUUGGGAGGUUUUGGAGGUGGUCCAUCUAAUGGCAUUGACGGUGGUUCGAGCUCAGGUCCUUCUGGUCCCAGUGAUUACAGCGGUGGCAGCGCACCUGGUAGCAGUAGCUCAGUUGGCGCCCCAGCAGAAUCGGAAUACGAAAAGGAAUUCUAUACAUACACCGCUGAUGAAAGUGAUUUCAAUGAGCCAGAAUCCAACGACCAGGUCGCCAAUUCAUUAAAGAAGAAUUUACGUGUUAUUUUCAUCAAGGGACCCGAAAACAACGGUUUGGAAAAGGCCGCUAUCAACUUGGCUAAACAUGCUUCCGAACAGAAGACCGCUAUCUAUGUGUUGCAGAAACAAGCGGAUUUGGGUGACUUAGCUAACAAAUUGCAAGCUUCACAUGAUUUGCAGAGCCACAAACCCGAUGUUCACUUUGUGAAAUAUCGCACUCCCGAAGAUGCGGCUAACGCUCAAAAGGCCAUCCAAUCGCAAUAUGAUCAGUUGGAUGGACCUUCACAAUCGCACGAUGGUGGAGCUGCUCCAGUUCACAACUUUGCAUCUCCAGCAGCUCGCAAUGCUCCUUCUGGUGAUAGCGACGGUAUCUCUGGCCCUGCUGGUGGAAUUUCAGGUGAUGCCGGACGAGUUGGAGGUGUUCCGAGUGGACUUGGAUCGGGUGGUAGAGUUUCGGGUGGCAAGGGCCCAGCUGCACCAAGAGCUACAUACUUACCUGCCGCUAUCCUGAGAGCUUUUCGGUUUUAGAAUUUUUCUAAAUAUUUUAUU